Messenger RNA from Moneuplotes crassus, 940 nucleotides. NCBI's taxonomy places the organism in Eukaryota, Ciliophora, Spirotrichea, Euplotida, Euplotidae. The record is from the annotation of a GenBank genome assembly.
UAAAUUUAAAAUGGCUGAUCAGCAUAAUAUCAGACAGGAUAUAGGUACAGGUUCAGAAGAACAGACUAAAGGCAGCCCUACUUCAGAAAUCUCUACAACUUAUUAUAUUGAUGUUUUAACCACAAUGCCAGAUUCAGAAGAGAAGGAACUUUUCAGGAACAUCAAAAUAAUGACUGAUCCUCAGGGGAAUAUUCUCGUAUCGUCAGUGUGCCAAGAACUUAAAGAUCAAGGUAUUGAUGUCACUGGAAUGGGAGUCUCUUACUAUUCCCUCGCUGAUAAAUUUUAUGUCUUUGUUGGAAAGGAUCCGAUUACACCUGAGAAAGAUGGAAUAUCUGUACAAAAUUUGUGGGGAAAGCGGCUCACUCUAAAAUUCAGAAGGAUGAAAUGAACUACAAUUGCGCAUACUUCUACUCAGACGAUUAUUGACUGCCAAAAUUCAACUAUUGACAAUAACGAAAACAAGUCACCUCAGAUUAGUGAAAGUAUAAAUAACACAGCUCUCAAACAAGAUUCAGAGGAAGCUUCUUCUCAUCACCCAGUGGCUGAGGAACCUCUGAUUUCUAUUAAAACCCAAGCUAUAAAACAAGAGGCUUCUGAGACAGAAAUGGCUUUAGAUGAUCCUGCUUCAGAAGAAUCCAAAUCCUCACUUCAAUAUUCCAGAGAAAGAGAGCGUACCAUCAGAUUUGUCAUUGAGAAAACUUCUACUUGGAAAAGCCUGUGCAAUGGAGUUGAAAGAAAGAAUGGAACAAUCAAGAAAUAUAGCUUAUAGUAGAAGCAUCCAAAAAGGUAGGCCUUAGCCGUAAAACCCUUGUCGGCUACCUCCUGCUCCUCCGCCAAGGCAAAACUCACAACUUCGACUUCGUAAAACACAUCGAUGCUAGAAUAGGUAUCCUCAGGUCCUUCGUCAACAUCAAUAUCCAGUCUUAACCCAUUCCUACUC